This is a messenger RNA of Megalobrama amblycephala (Wuchang bream), 3459 nucleotides long. RefSeq names its product C-C chemokine receptor type 5-like. Gene Ontology annotation, cellular component: membrane. Bases 99 to 1268 code for a protein of 389 amino acids. NCBI's taxonomy places the organism in Eukaryota, Metazoa, Chordata, Actinopteri, Cypriniformes, Xenocyprididae. Gene Ontology annotation, biological process: chemotaxis; immune response; G protein-coupled receptor signaling pathway. Gene Ontology annotation, molecular function: chemokine receptor activity. The transcript is spliced from 3 exons. The record is from RefSeq and is a predicted model, not a curated record.
AUCUAUUUGCAGCAUUAUUGGUAGGUAACUUCUGGUAUAUGGUAACUUCUGUUUCCCUGUUUGUCUAACACAGUAAAAACACCUCUGGUUCUCUGAUUAUGAAUUAUACAGCUGCAAUACUGAGGACCACUGCACAGCUUCCAUGGACUGAGAUGGUGACCAACAGCACCCUUGAUCUAAAUUACUAUGCAUCAUCCAGUGUGAAUGGACGACGUGCUGAUGAUGACAACUAUGAUGACUACUAUGAUGACUACUAUGAUGAAAACAUUGAUCAGUCUACGUUUUCCUGUAAUUAUGGAGAUCAUGGAGCUAGCUUCCUCACUUUAUACUCCCUGUUUUUUGUGGUGGGCUUUCUGGGUAACACACUUGUGAUCUGGGUGGUCUUGAUGGGUAUGAAGCUGAAAAGCAUGACUGACAUCUGUCUCCUGAACCUGACUAUAGCUGACCUGCUGCUGGUCUCCUCUCUUCCCUUCCUGGCACAUUAUGCCAGAGACCAGUGGAUCUUUGGAAAUGUCAUGUGCACUAUGGUCCUCAGUGUCUACUACAUCGGAUUCUACAGUGGGAUAUUCUUUAUAGUAUUGAUGAGUGUUGAUCGAUACUUAGCUGUAGUUCAUGCUGUGUUUGCCUUGAGAGUCAGAACAAGGACAUAUGGGAUCUUAGCCAGUGUGGUCACAUGGAUCAUUGCUGUUUUUGCAUCCUUUCCUGAGUUGAUGUACUUCAAAACCACAGACUUAAAUAAUCAAUCUUAUUGUACAUAUUAUCCAACAGAUUAUCACAGUUCUAAUCAUUCUUCAAAGAUAAUUGGUAUCUUUAAAAUGAAUGUCAUUGGUUUAAUUAUCCCACUUAUUGUGAUUGGAUUUUGUUACUCAAUGAUUCUGAAGAGACUCCUGACAGUUCGCUCUUCCAGGAGGCAGGCCAUGCGUCUAGUUAUUGUGGUGAUGGUGGUCUUCUUUUGCUGUUGGGCUCCAUACAAUGUUGCAGCUUUUGUGAAAGCCUUAGAGAUAAAAGAAUACAUACCUCAUUCCUGUGAGAGUAGUAAGGCAAUCAAUCUAAGUCUGCAGAUCACAGAAGCUUUGGCUUACUCACACAGCUGCCUGAAUCCCAUUCUCUAUGUGUUUGUGGGAGGGAAAUUUAAAAGGCAUCUUUUUAGACUCCUAUAUAGGACACCCUUAAGUAGAUUGCAGUUCAUGAAGAGUCAUAUUACACCAGCCAUAGGAUCUGUUUAUUUACAGUCCGCUAGUGUGGAUGAGAGAUCCGCUGCAGUGUGAGCGGAACAUUAAUUGGAGUAGGGAAAAAGAAAAGAAAAAAAAAGAAGAAAAAAAGAAAAUUCUAAUAAGGUUUUACUUGGAUAAAGAGAAAAAAGUGGCUUUUACUCUUAGUGGCUUUUUUGUUUACCAAUACUAUAAUUAGAUGAACUGUAUUUUGUAAGAAUAAACACCUUUAAUAAAGAUGCAUGGCUCACAUUGCAGAGUGAUAAUUUUACACCGUUGAGAACAGCAACAAGGUCAGUUAGUAACUGGGUUGCAGUAAUAACUGCACAAUGCAGGAGAAUCCAAGAAACAAAACUGUUUUUUAUUUUAAAUCCAACUCAGAAAUACUCAGGAUAUUAUAGGGAUAACUAAAAUAGAUGUGCAAAGUUUGAUGACAAACUUUGAUGUUGGCUUGACAAAGCCAGGUCUGAAAGUUUAAUAACUUUGAAUAGCUUAAAGUUUGAAGGUUUUACUCAGAGAAAGUAAAAAUAAAUGUUACUAGCACGUUACUAGCAUGUUGCUAGCAUGAUUUAACAUGUUGCUAACAUGUUUUAGCAUGUUGCUACAUGAAUUAGCAGGUUGCUAACAUGAAUUAGCAGGUUUCUAGCAUGUGUUAGCCCACUGCUAGUCUCGCGUAGCCAGACCUUGUUCAGACUGGACUCUACGCAGCUUUCAUUGGCCAAGGACCACCCAAGAGGACGUUUGACUGACAUGUAACGCAACCAAUCACAGUUCGUUUUGUUCCACGUCAUGUUUAGGGGUGUGAAAAUGUAAAGUUGAUGUCCCUGCAAUAACAGACUGGCGUGCAUCUAUAAAUUAUUAAUUCAGUGUUGUGACAUGUGACAAUUAAGCGCUUGUAAACACGACAGCGUCUUUUUUUCCACGAGGGGGUUUAGCGUCACAGCAUUUGUUUCAAGGUGGACCGUUAAAGAAUGCAACACACGCAUCUCCCGGACAUCCUGUAUAAUUCAACCAACCAAAUGACGACUUUGAAACUGCUGGUUUCCAGUGAAGUGUGCAUGCAUCAGACGUUCAGCCAAUGGUCAAUGGGCGUGACGUUGGAGGCUGAGACUGGCCCACUGCUAACAUGAAUUAACAUGUUGCUAACAUGAUUUAGCACAUUGUUAGCAUGAAUUAACAUGUUGCUAGCAAUUUUUAGCCCACUGCUACUAUGAAUUUGCAUGUUGCUAACAUGAUUUAGCACAUCGCUAGCAUGAAUCCACAUGCUACUAAGAUGAGUUAGCAUAUAGCUAGCAUGAAUUAGCAUGUUGAUAGCAUGUUUUAGCACACUGCUAGCAUGAAUUAGCAUGUUGCUAAAAUGAUUUAACAAAUUGUUAACAUGAAUACAAACAAGGCAUUUAAGGCAAGUGUUUUCUGUUGGUUUCCUUUGCCGUGGACUUUGUAGAUAAGUGUGGAAAAAUGAUAGGCCUAUCAACUUAUUCCCGCUCGUCUGCAGGGUCCACUUCACAGUAGAAUUAUCCACAUAUUGGAUUUGGCACAGUUGCAGAUAAGACUAGAUAAGACCCUUAUGAGGAUGCAGAAGUCCUGACAGUGCACUAACUCAUAGUGCUGGGACACACUCGCAGCUAAUUUUAUCAUAUCCAACUGCAGAAAAACAUUGUGUACAUCUGGUAGAAGUCGAAUAUACAUUUCUUUACAUUACAGAAUGUUGGUAUGCAACAAAAAUCAAGAUCCGUUACGGGUGCUGCACAUUGAUAUGAUCGAUAAUCAAACGUGUUACUAUAUUUUAGAAUUUAGCAACACAGCAUAGACAAAUCAACAUCCAGCAUCAGGAAUAUCUUGUUUUAUAAAUACAUUUAUGUGUAAAAAUAUUGUUUUUUAAGACUCCAAUUAAACUCUCACUGCUACAAGGGGAUUUUCUCUGCAGUUGAACUGAAAGUAAUUUUCAGUCACAAAGCUCUGUAGUAUGUUUGUGAUUAUGCAGGUGUCGCCUCCUUUAGGUUUUCUACGUAAAAACAGGUUGGAAGCUGAUGAAGCCAACACUUUGUUAAAAAGAAUUUUUAAUUUCAUUGGCAAUUUCACAAUACAUAUGUUUACAGUAUGUUAGCAAACCUGCUUCCCACAUUGAAUACUGUUUUGAGGCUGUGAAAUAAACAUAUAUAUAUAUAUAUAUAUAUAUAUAUAUAUAUAUAUAUAGUUGACAAUGAACACGAUGAACAAUCAGUUGAUCUAUGUUCCUCAAAUGUAU